UUGAAGUGCAGUGUUUAUCGUGAUGUUAUGUUGUAAUUGUGUUAAAGAAUUGUUGCCAUCACUAUUAUGAUAUGAUUCUGAGAUUUUUUACUGGACCGUUUUGACCAUUAAUAGGAAACAAAAAUUUCCGUGAAUAAUAUCGCAUCCUAUUCCUAGGCCUACAUUGAAAAUGGCGUCUGAAAAGGAAUCUCCCUGUCAGGAUUACUGUGCUAAUGAUCCGAAUUUUGCCAUAAUUUGUUCAUUUUUCGACCGUUUUGCCAUCACUUGUGGUAUUACGUAUCCUACAUUUGCUGAACUUCAAGAAAUGAUUGAAAACACCCAAGAUGUUCCACCGGAACUCAUUGAUUUGCAUGUCAAACUGUUGAGAAAGAUCCGAAGAUCUGUUGCAACAGAAAAAUGGGAGAAAGCAUUAAUCAAGUUUUGCCAUUCAUAUCUAUGUAAUGAAGAAGGCUGGGAACUAGAGCGUUGUGGUUACAAAAAAUGCAAAGUCUCAAUCAGACUAAAAAUACUAAAGACUCUCUUAGACGCACAGUUUGAUCUAAACAGCAAGUUUAAGAAUGACAUAAACAAGUUGACGCCAGAAGAGCUAAGGUUAGAGCCGCUUGGCAGAGACAAGGUGGGUCAGUCGUACUGGUGUCAGUUUGACUCUGCUGCUAACGUCAGGGUUUACAAAGAGGACCAGGACGAGGAAACUUGGGCUUUGGUGGCAAAAGAUCGGGAAGGGCUGGUUGGUCUCAUUACACAAUUGUCUUCUGGUGAAGAACUGCUUGAACUGGAACUGAUAAACGAAGACAGUAAUAGCCAGGAGGUUGAAAAACCUAUCAUCGAUACUGGACAAGUUGAACAAUCAACGAGUGAGGAGAACACGGUUGACAGUGUUGCCUCCAAAAAUGAACUUCCAGUCAAGGAAGAAAGUAGUUGUAUCAAUGGAAUUUCCAAAAGUGAUGUUUCAAAUGUUGCUAAUCCACAGAAAGAAGUUUUAGAAGACACAAAGAGUGAAACCAAAGUUAAAAUUGACAAUGGUGAACUUUCAGAUCAAACAAACAAGUGCACUGCUAAUCCACAGAAAGAAGUUUUAGAAGACACAAAGUGUGAAAUCAAAGUUAAAGUCGACAAUGAUGAAGUUUCAGAUCAAACAAUCAGGUGCACAGAUGUCUCUCUUGAUAAUAAUCAUGAAGUGACAACCAUUAAUGGAAAUGAUCACAAAGAUGAAGUAGAGCCCGAAAAGAUAAUAGAUAAAGGUUGUCUUUUAGAAAAUAAAAAAGAUAUAAACCAAGCUGAUUCAAUAUCUGCCUUAAAGACUGAAAAUUAUGUUGGCAAUGAAAAUAAUAUAAGUCAGCUGCCCACUAAAACUUCUGAUGAAGUAAAAAAUGUUGCAGAGGAAAUCAAACAGAGAUCCCUUUUCAAAUCUACCAGUUCUCCGUUAUUCAAAGGUAAAAUUGGAAAAUCUUCAGGUUCAAAGUUGGAUCAAAUUUUCAGUCGUAAAUUGGAGCAGAGUAGCUUAAAUUCUAUCGGUAAAGUUGGCAAUGUUGAAGAUGGUAAAGAAACAAGUUUACAUCUCAAAACUUUAGUUGAUGACGAUUCAUGUAGUCAAAGUUCGGUUUUGAGUAAUGUUAAUGAGCAAGAAAGCAACUCUAUCAGCAAAGAAUUACAAGUUAAAAGAAAAGCGGAUGAACUCUGUGAGGAGCCUAGUAAAAAACAAUGUUUAGAAGAAUUUAAACCUGAAUUGGAACCUGAAGUUGGGGAAGAAAUUGAAGAACCUGUAAUGAUAAUAAAAGGUGAAGGUUCAGGUCAGGAAUGUGAUACAGGGAAUCCGGGCAAAGAUAGCGAAGAAGAAGUCGGCACACAAAAUAUGAAUAAAACUGCCUCCAAUAAAAGUGAAAUAACACAAAAAAAUGAACCUAGUGAUAAUAGUUUUACUGAAGAUAUUUUACUUGAAAAGAGUUUGAACAAUGGCAUAUCUAGUGAUAAUGGCAAGUUGGAUGAAUUCUCACAGAUUAAAGUUACAGAUAGUACUCAUAACAAUCUAGAGAUCACAAAAAAGGAUGGUAAUCUGUGUGAUAUAUCUAAACCCACUCAAGGCGAAAAUACAUUAGAAAAUUUUGAAUUAACAAAUACUGAUAAAUCAGAGCUUGAGAUGAACAAGUCCAUUGAAGAACAGAUGUCUGACCUUACGGGUGAAGGUCUUUCUCCCAAGGGAGUACCUGAGUGCCAGAGAAAUACAGAUAAUAAGAAGGAAACUGGCAUUGAAGUCAAUUCUAAAACAUCUGAAAAAUUAACAAGGAGAAAGUCAUUAGACUCAACUGAUGAUGUAGACACUGAAUCAAUUCCUCCGGAAGCUAAAAAAACAAAAGUAGAAAAAGACUGCAACGAUAUUUUUGGUACAGAUGACAGCAUGCCUUACUCAACUGAAGAAAAAAAGUUGGAUGACAAAAGAGGUAAUUUAAAUGAUAGAGUGCCUGAGCUAAAGGUUACCAAUGAUUUUGUAGACAAAGAAACACAAGAUAAAAGUAAAUCAAGUGAAAACGAUGAUCCUGAGGACCUGUUAACAAAGUCAAACAUUAAAGGAAAUGUUUUUGAAAGUCAAAAGGAAGCUAAUAGUAAACCUGUUGAUGACAUUAAAGCGUCUGUAGGAAAGGAAAUCACUAGUGUUGAAAACAAGAGUUUGCCAAAGAAGGAUGAAGAUAGUUUAGAACGUAAUGAAAAAAUCAAUACUUAUGAUCCAGAUGGCAAAGUAGAGUCCAAUGAAAAUUAUUCUGUAGAAGACAAUUUAAAGAAAAUUGACCGGUCCAAAGAGAAAGAUGCAGAAAGUAAUGUUGAUGAAACUACUUCAAAAUCAAAAAUUAAAGAAAGUAAAAUUGAGUUGGAAAGUGAGGUGAAAUCUGAUAGCACAAUAUCUAGUAACCCUACUAAAGAAAGGAUUAAUGAUGAGGGGAGUACCUCAAUAAAUCCUUUGAGUGAACAAUCUGAGGUUCAGGAGAAAGAUGAAAAAGUUCCUAGUGAUAAUAAAGCUCCAAAAUGUGCGUCUGAGUCUGUAAAGAAAGAUGAAAAUAAAGAUUGUGAUAUUAAGAGUGAAAAUGAAGCUCAAAGCGAUUCCUCAACAAAAGACAAUGAUGGAACUGCUAAAAAAAAGAAGACUCCAGUAAAAAAAUCUCCCAAACCAAGAAGAAAAGUAUUUACCCCAAAAUCCAGAAAAAGGGCGAAUAAAAAUAAACCAACAAAAGAUGAAUCUGAAAAUAGUUCUGUUCCUGGAGAUAAAAAUAGUCCACAGAAACUUGAUUUGGAAGAAAAGGGUAAUCAAAUAGAAAAAUCGAAAGACGAAGGGGAUCUUUCUGAAAAGAAAGAAACCAAAGCAAAACCAAUUUCAGGGAGGAAGAGAAGGAAUAGCCACAAAAAUGUCAACACAGAAAAAGAAUCUGAAGAAGAUCUAGCCUCUGACAAGAAAGCUAAUACUGAAGAGGAUGAUGAAGAAAUCGGAGGAAAACGUAGAAAAGUCAAAGGAAAGAGAGCUCCAAAUAAAAGCUUGCGUAAGGGUGUAGAAGAGAAAAGAAAUUGCAAAUCCAGUAGUGAAGAAGAGAACCACAGUGAUGAUAAUAAAGACACAGAACUCAAGAAAUCGUUUAAAGAAUCCAAAACUUCACCUGCUGCUAAGAAAAAUCUAACAGCAAAAACUGCCAAAAGUAACCAAGGGAAAGGAAAACAAAAUGUUAAAUCUAAUUUGAAAUCAAAGAAAGAUGAUGCCAGUAAAAUUACAGAUGAAGAUGUCAAUGACGAGGAUGAUGACAAGUCUGAUGAAUCUACUGAAAAGAAACCGAAGAAGUCAAAGGGACGAAACAGUAGAGCAUUUUCAGGUAUCAAUUUAGAUAUUGAUCUGAAUGAUACAAGCCGUUCUGUCAGACAGUCAAGUCGCAUCGCACAAAUUAAAAUUAAAGAACAAGCAGAUCACAAACAUGGGGACGACCACCAUCAGAAUGCUGAUAAACCAGGGAAGAAAAAUAAAAAGAAAAAGGAUGACAACGAAGAGGCAAUCAAGGGAACUCCCAAAAAAAAGAAGAAAACUAAGAAAGAAAGUGAUGACGAUGUUCCUGAGGACGAACCCUUAUCUGAGAGGAAGAAAAGGAGGAGGAAGAAGAGAAAGCAUCCAGUAAAAGCAUUUAAUGAACGUGAUCCCUGGAAAUCUUCUUCUGGAUCAAGUUCUGCUGAAGAAGAAGAAGAAGACCAUUUUGAUGACAUUGUGGAGGAGGAUGAAGAGCUUCCUUUGCCAGUGAAGUCUGAUCACGAAUUUUCUCCUGAGUCGGAUUUGGAAGCAGACGAAGAGUGGAAACCAGUUCGAAGGGCAAGAACAGCUCAGAAAGUCAAAGAGCCAACUGAGGAGACGGAGGAGAGUUCUAAGGACUUGGAUGACUUUGCAUGUGAGAAGUGUGGCAAAAAGGAUCACCCUGAGUGGAUAUUGUUGUGUGACACUUGUAACCUCGGCUGGCAUGCGUCCUGUCUACGGCCUUCACUCAUGUUGGUGCCAGAAGGAGACUGGCACUGCCCUCCCUGUCAACAUGCAACGUUGGUGAAGAAGUUGCAAGAAACAUUGAGAAUCUAUGACAAGGAUACCAAGCGGAGGGAGAACGAGGAGUUGAGACGGAAGCGGCUGGCGUACGUGGGCAUCAGCCUGGACAACGUGUUACCUGGUAACGCUCACCCACCCAAGGAGAAGCCCAGUGGUAGUGAGAGUUCCGAGAGCUCAGCGUCUCGGUCUGAUUCGGAGUCAGAGUACUCAGAUGAGCCUGUUUACCAGCUGCGACAGCGGCGCUCAGGCACCACCAGCUACCGCUUCAACGAGUACGACGAACUCAUCAACUCUGCAAUACGGGAGGAGGUGGAGGGUAGUGGUGGUGUUUUACCAGCUCCUGUUGCUACAACUGACGCAGUGUUGCCGAAGGACGGAGAAGGAACGCCACAGACCAAUCAGAGUAGCGCUGAAAUCAAUGGCGAGGAGGUUAAGGCAAAUGCUACAACCGAUAUUAAAGAAAAAGAGGAGAAACCAAAAAAGAAAAGAGAGGAAAGUGAUGAGGAGUCGUCUGAUGAUGAUGACAGCAAGAAUGAAGAUGAUGAAGACGAAUUUCCAAGAGUGGUGCCCAAAAGAACAACUCUGUCCCGGCCGGGCCGCAAGAAACACCGCAAACUCAAUAGUCUGGACGAUCCUAGUGAUGAUGAUGACGACGACGAGGACUUCAAAGGCUCCAGUUCGGAAGAGGAAGAAGAAGAAGAUGAGGAUGAUGACAGUGAUGAGUCUGGUGGCGGAAGACGAAAGUCUAGGAGAGGUAACAUGGAGCCUGUCAGACGAUCCUCAAGAGCACGGAAAUCCCGCUUUGACAAGGAAUUCAUUAACGAUGACAGUGAAGAGAGUGAUGCUCCGAGAAGCAAGAAAAGUAAGAAGCUAUGGAGUGACUCUGGAAGUGAAUCAGACGACUCGACCUGGGGUAGACGGAAGAAAAAGAAAGGUUUUAAUUCAUCGCGAGGGAGAAAAUUCCAAAAAAGUAAAAAAUUUACAAUUGAGGAUGAGUUGUCUGAUAUAGAAUCUUCCAAAACGCCAAAAAAGAAACGCCAGAGAAAAAUAAAAUAUGGAGGAUUAGAUGACUUGGCAGUUGAGGAAUUACCUUCCAGAAGAACUCGUGGGAAAAAAAUUAACUACGUAGAAGUUUUAGGAACGGAUUCUGAUGAGGAUAUUCAGAAGACCAAGAGUUUUAAGAAAGCUGUUAUUGAGGAUGAUGAUGAGUUUGAUGCUGAAAAAGAAAAACAAGAAACUUCAGCUGGCAGAAGAAAAAGAUUUGGUGAAGAAGAAGAGUCAGCAAAUGAAGAAAAGAGUUCAGAAGAAGACAAUGAUGAAUCAGAAGAGGAUGACAAGGAACUUAAAAACCAAGAUAAAAUCAUUCAAAAUAAAGAGAGUGAGAACCACCUGAAAACAGACGAAAAGGAGGUGGCAAAACCACUGAAUAUACCUUCAAAUAAUGUGUCGCCUCCCAAAGUAACUGCUCCUAAAGUAACUCCUCCUAAAGUUGCUCCUGCGAAAGCGGUAAAUAAAGGUAAACCACCUGGCAGGAGGGGAAGACCUCCUAAAGCCAUGAUAGCUCCUCCUCCUGAACGUCUCAUCUCUGAGGAUGAGCAAUACAAAGCUGUAGUGAGCAAAGUUGCAACAAUCGGACACAACAUGAGUGACAUCAGCGUAGCCAAAGCCGUCAAUGUCAGCGAUUACCCUCAGAAGUUUUCGGAAACAAAAGACUUUAUGGAACCACCUCAACCUGUAACUCCCAUCAAGAUUCCAAAUAGUUCUUUUGAUCCUAAAUUGGUGAAACGUAAUCCUCCCAUAAAAAUACGUUCUGGAGUUCCAGUAAAUGCGGGAGUAAAGAGUCCCACGUUAGGAAGUCCUACAAGUGAUAUGUCGAUGUUCUCGGUUAAAUCUCCAAACUCUGGAUCUCUGUCUUCCCCCCCAGAUGGUUCUCAGCUUCAAAUGCAACGAAAUAUAAUGCCUUUGAAUUCCACAACUGCGAGGAAAUCCAUUAAUGUUCCACUCACAAAUGUGAAGACUGAAGUUCGAGGUGACGAGGAAGAUUUAGACGAUGAAGAUCUAAUGGAUGAGAUUGAAGAGGAAGAAGAGGAGGAAGAUGAAGAUGACUCGGAGGAUGAUGUUUUAGAAGAAGGUGAAAUACCUAAGAAAGUGGCAAGGCGAAUGGCUCGAAUGGAAGAGAAACUGGAGAAGAGGAAGAUGGCAAAGCAGAUGGAGAAGUUAAAAUCUGUACAGACAGGAGCAGUGACGAUACAGUCAGUCAGUCCAGGAGCUGCUCAGCCUGCCACGGACCAGAAGCCCACCCCUACAACACAACCUACGCAACCUCUGUUAAGAGUGGUGUCUCCCCUGAAGCUGAUGGCUAACCCUCCUGGACCACUCCAGUCAACUUUUAUGAACCCUGGAUUGGGUCCCAGAAUGCCAAUAGGAUCACCACCUCCCUCCGCUCGAAUGCCUAUGGGGAUGAGGCCACCACAGCCUAGUAAUAUGCCUACUGGUGGGGAGGUGGCCUCGAGGAAGGGUCGUGGGAGAGGGAAGAAAGGAGAGAAGGAGGAGAUGAUGGUGCCUUCAGGAGGAAGCGUCAUCCGAGGAAUGCUUCAGCAGCCCCAGUCCUACCCUCCGUCUCACUACCAACAGCAGUACCCACCAAGGAUACCAUACAAUCCCCAACAGAGGAUGCCCAGGCCUCCCUUCCACCCGGGUCACCCGCACCCAAUGGACCCGUCACCCUCUGGUGGGGGUCCCAUCAAUGUAAAACAAGAACCUGGAGCCCACCCGGUCAGCAGUCCCAUGCACAUACCGAACAAACCACCGUCGUCUGCACCACCACAGCCGUAUCAUCCGCAGCACAGGUUCGACACCAGGCCGCCAGGUUACCCUCCUCGACCACAGUACGGCAGCUAUCCUCCCCCGCCUGUGUCCAGUAGCGGGUACGGACAUUACGGCAGCUAUCCCCCACCACCUCCUGCGAGAGAAGACUAUGUCGCUCCUCCACAGCCGCAACCACAGUACAAUGAACAGUUCAGCGAACAACCGACUCCCCCUCCUACCACCCCUCAGACUAGUAAACCCUACAAUGAGGAGGAAGGCAGUGGAGAGUUCGGUGGCCUCGUCUCGUACUUCUCCAGCCAGCGAGAGGAGGACAUCGACACAUAGUUUAAGUGGCACCGGCCCUUUAGAGGGCAUCAGACUGACUACAGUUAAUAUAAAAUAAGACGCAACUUAUUUCUAAAAUAUAUUUUUUUGAAUCAAAAUUCAUUUUCCUAGUUAAGUUAAUUUUUUCCUUCAAAUUGCUUGUAAAUAACUAUCGAUAGUCUUGGUCAGUAUUUAACCAUUUGGUAGGACUCUACAGCUUAAAGCGUCCAUCUAUUGUAAUUUAUAUUUGUGAACACUGGGUGCUCGACCAGUUUUUAUUCUGGGAAGUUGAUCUAUGUAUUAUGUGAUGAUAAUUAAAUAUUUAUGGUAGACUUAGUGUUAGGUGUUUUGUAUUAUGUUUUGUAUAGAGAUCACAUGUACAUAGAUGUAUAUAGAUACUUGUAGGUAAUAUAUAAAUUUUCAGUGAAUGCUUUAUUGUAAAACUAAAAUAAAAAUAUUUAUAGGUAAAAAGCUGUAGGUGUAAACCUGUUUUGUUUUUUAUCACUAUAUGUUUGCUUAUUUUAUUUUCUUGUUUAAAUUUUUGUAUGAUUAUUGAUUAUUUAUAUUUUUGAUUUUGUUAUAUUUGUAUAUAAACUUUGAUUUUAAAUGUUUUUUUAUAUUACAAAUGCAUGACGGAAUAAAAAAUAAACAAUCUAUGUUGUUUAAAAUAAUAAUAUUGCCAGAUUUUUAUCAAAAUUAAAUGUAUGUUCUGAUUUAAUAUAACACUCAUAAUUUUGGGUCUAAUUUAGUAAAAUUCAUAUUAGAAUCAGAAAACUGCUAAAAGAAGAUUACACAAUAAUAAUAAAGUUUAAAUAAUCAAACUAUUCUCAAUCUUUUCCUUUAAGUGGUGAAAAAAACUUUUUCUUCCCACCUGUACUUUUUUACUGUCUGACAAACCCCUUUGACUCAUCAGAGUCAUUUAUUUACUGAUAAAUCUGUGAUUAAUUAAUAAAUUACAUUCAUAUGUUAAAUUUAAAAAGUAAAAACCAAAUGAAAGAAAGUUAAGCUAAUAUCUUCAGGCAAAAGUUCUUGAGGUUAUGUAUUUUCAGGUUGGUGCUAACAGACUUACUCUUUAAAAUCUCUUAGCCAUGUCAUGUGCAACACGAAAAUUAGUCCAUACAAACUUAGCAUUUUUCACCACUCAGUACAGAAAGUAGCUGUUUUCGAUGACUGCCGAUACUAAACAAUACAAUUCUUUCCUGAGCUCUUAUUAUAGCGAGAGAAAAACUAUCAUCUUAUUUUCCCUUGCUUCUCAACCAGUCAUCUGUUUUUGCUCUAUGCACACUAGUGUUUCUUUACAAUCUAUAUUUAUGAGUAGUUUUUACUGUUUGACGAUAUAAAUGUAAACAGAAAUAGGCGUAAACUGGUAUUGUGUUUUGAUGAAAAGUAUAGUUUGUUACUUGUACCGAAAGUGAUUUUCCAGCACUUGAUCCUAUUAUUCUUGUCCUCGGAUCACCUCGCAUGUGAAAUUUGGUGUUCCUGUGUUCGAUUUUGCCUCAAAGUGGCUCCAGGCAUGCACCAUUCGCCAAGCACCGAACAACGACUCGCCGAAUCGCGAGUAGUGUGGAUAGGUGUUUGUCUAUUUGGCAAGCAGCAAACAUUCGUGCUCGUGUUUUCCCAUUCAUUAUCGAUAUUUUUGCACACAACAAAGUGAACGAAUAUUUUUGCUAUUCCCGAAACAACAGUCUACUCGUUAAUUGAUGUAUAGCAAGAAAUCUAGAUUGCCGAACGUCAAAUAUUUGGUGCCUUGCGAAUGGCGCAUGUCUGGAGCCGGUUUAACAAUUAAAACUUGAGAACCCACCAGAAAAUGUCACAUUCGGUACUUAGGUUUUGUCAAACUGAAAGCAAACAUAAGGAGCUGAGGUCAUAGGAUCAAGUAAAACCUACUUUCUGUCACAUAAAUGUGCAGACUUAAAAUUACACAUAUUUUAGAAAAUUAACCACAUUAUUCACUGUGUUGUAAAGUAUUAUCUACUGUGUAAUUUAGUUUAAAUUGAUAACCCGUAAAUUUGAAGCAAAGUCCAGAGUUAUUAAAACAUCACUUAAUUUAAGACUGUAUUAAAAAAAUAGCAAGCUAGUUUGUUCAUAGAAACUUGCCAUCACUGCCGCAGUUUGGUAAAUAGUUAAAUCUACUCUAAUUUAAAUAAUGUGUACAUUGACAAAUAUGUUACAGAUAAACAAAUGCAAGUACUUGGGUGGCUCUGAAAAUGUUAAAAUACUGUCUGUGGUUUUAUGAUCUGACGGUAGCCAAUGUUAUAGUGAUUAAUGUGAAUGUUGCUAGUUUUAUUAUAACAAAUGUGCUAGUUAUUGGUAAUUAUUUAAACCUCACGUUUAGUGCUACAAAUUGACUUAUACUAUACUAAAUUUUCAAAUUGAGCAUCUAAUUUUCAACAAUUCUUUACAAGAUGAUGGUUUACUUAACUAAAACUGGUUAUUAGCUAUACAUUUUUGUUUUCUAGUAUCAGGUUGACUUUAUAGAAACGUAACCAGUGUUUGGACCAUACUUUUAAAUAAACCCGCAAAUUCCACAGACUAUUUAGUAUUUAUACAAGGUUGACACACAGGGAUGGUUGCCUUUAAUGAGAUGAGUGGGACUUUGGCGUUGUCCUGUAAUCCAGCUACUUGGAGGUUACGAAUUGUGGAUAUUUAUUCCCUGGUGUGGAUUAACGUCCACACUAGUGAGUACUGACUAUCCACAGUAAUAUCCUGAUAAUUAGACCAAUUCGUAAAUUACUAGGCAAAAAUGUGGUUCAGAUUCCACUAUAAACUGUAGAGAUGACAUUUGCUAUAAGGGCUAUUAAUUAACAGUCCUGUCUAAGUAACAUGUCGGGCUUAGUCAGUAACAAGACUACAAGAUCGCGCCACUCAUCUCCAUUCAUACUUGGGUACCUUCAUACAGUCGCCACUUCAAUUAAAAGUAAAGUAUUAAAGUGAAGUGUGGAAUGGAUGUGAUGAUAGCUUUGUUGCUGAACAAAAUCACCUGAUUCUUUAACUCCCUAUUGUCCAUUACAGCUGCAGCUGGGUCCAGUUUAGAACCAUAAAAAACUUCUGACUUUUUUCAGGAUCAUUAGUAGGCAAGCACUAUAACCACUCAGCUAUCUAGCUAGUAAUAAAAAUAGAAACAUAAAUAAACUAAGUUUGAUUAGAAUAAACCAUAAAUAUCAGUUUGCUACAGCACAGAGUACAUUCAGCGCAGAGCAUAUUUUGUGCAAGAACCAAAAAUCUUUUUCCACAGAAUAUGUUUGGUUCAGUGUGCUUAAAAAUUGAGAUAUUUAACCACAUUUUGUUGUCACCAAAUUGCCAUUUCAUUAGUUCAAUACAAUCCUUAAUUUGGCUUUUAACUUUUUUUUUUGCAAGCUUGAUUGUAAAGCUGUGUUAUAUCAUAGAUAAAAACAUACUCCAUUAAUAUAGGCUAAUUAUUGUGUUUGUAUAAUUUGACUGUAUAAUAACCCUAUUCAAACACAAGCAAUUUUGUUCAAUUUUGCUCCAUCCAUCUACUUCAUGUAAUUUGACAUCAGUUAUAAACUGCAGUUCCAAGUUUUAUCAAAAGUUUUUUUAAUUUUCUAUUAUUAUUUUUUUUAGUUGUUUAUAUUUUAGUUAAAAUUAAUGAGAUCUGCAUUUAUAGGUACUAAUUAGUUAAAAAACAGUUUCCUGAAUGAAUGUUAUUGUUUAAUUAGGUUGAAUAUGUAGGGUUAGUACAAAUGUUAAUUAUUGUUGAACUAUUUUUAAAAAAAUCUUAGAACUGGGUGUUUUUAUAAUUUGUAAUAUUAUCUAAAGCUUGGUUUAAACUAAAGACAAAACUAGUUCAAAACUCAUCUUUAGCCUUACCGGAAUACUUUUCUUAACCACUCAACUUUUUAAUAAUUUCUGUUUUAUAUUUUUUCAACUAUAUAACUUAAUUAGGAAUUAAUGUAAAUAAGUGUUGUGAUAAAGUCUAUUGUUCAAUGUUAGUGUUCUAUUUAUUUUCUAAAUGCAAUACUAUUUUACUUAAAAUGUCCAUAUACAUAAUAAGUCUGUAUAGCCAAAUCUUUUUUCACUUAAUCGCUAUAUUUUGUUAUUGUAAAAAGGUACAUUGGAUAUCUGAU
Macrosteles quadrilineatus (aster leafhopper) is the source of this 11778-nucleotide messenger RNA. Its product is annotated as remodeling and spacing factor 1-like. The transcript is spliced from 21 exons. Gene Ontology annotation, cellular component: RSF complex. Gene Ontology annotation, biological process: regulation of DNA-templated transcription. Lineage: Eukaryota; Metazoa; Arthropoda; Insecta; Hemiptera; Cicadellidae. Bases 170 to 7714 code for a protein of 2514 amino acids. The record is from RefSeq and is a predicted model, not a curated record.